UGGCAACAUUUCAGAGGAUGCGUCAGGAGCAGCGAAAUAUGGCCUCGAAAGCAGCCGAGUUAGAGAUGGAAUCCAAUGAACACAGCGAGGGUGGAAGUAAGAAGACCAAAGGCGCUUUUAGACCUUCAGGUGUCACCCUGCCUCUCGCCUCCAGCACCCACCCGGCGCCAACACGGCCUCAUAAGGACCGGCGUGCCUUCCAAUUCCUCUGUGAGGCCGGUCAGAGGCGCCAUGAAGAGUUGCUGGCUCAGCUGAAGUCAGUCCAGCAAGGGUUUUAGGCCCUGAUGCGUCAACGUAUAGAUCAACUGUAAGAGGCUGCAGACCCCAAUAUGAGAGGGACUACACGGCUGUGUUCCGUUUCCCAUUUCCUGACAGGCCCAGACAUCCCGGAGCUGAAACCGGCAGGAAAUCUGGCAGCUGUUGUCUAGCGUCUGUGAUCAUAAUGGCAGCCCAAGUGUUACACUGCUCCAAAGAACUGUUGAGGAAAUGCAAGAGCAGCGCCAGCAAGACCCUCAACCAAGUCCCUUCGACACCCUCCAAAGACCCUCGAACGGCCGAAUUUGUAGCAUGCCUAGUGAUUGACACCCUGAAGGACGUGGAUCCAUCCCGGAAAUGCUUCCGUCUCGUCGGCGGCGUGUUGGUGGAGAGGACGGUGAAAGAAGUUCUGCCGGCAUUGCAGACUAACAAGGACCAGAUCUCCAAAAUCCUGGAGUCCAUCAGCACCAAGAUGCAGGAGAAGGGGCGCGAACUCACAGAGUACAGAGAACGCUACAACAUUCGCCUGGUGGGCGAGGGAGAGGCGCAAGGCCAGUCGACGGAAUCCUCCAAGGAUAGCGAAGGCGGCGGCUCUAAAAGCGGCGCUGGUGUUUUGGUUUCAUAGUUCUUUUUCAAGGGCGCGGCUCUGUGGUAUCUUGCGUAUGGAAAACAAAUCUAGAUCUCAAGAUUUUGGACUGACAGCUUAAGGAUGUGACGUGCCCUACUAAAUCCGUUUUCUGAUUUGAUGGGGCUCGAAUGUCGUUUACCAGUCGCUAAGUAAUGUGGCAGCGCAAUGACUUUUGUUCUCACGAGCUGCGUUUGGAAAAGUUUUAGUUGCGCGGGCCCUCCAACGGAAUUAUCUGUAUGCAUCAUAUCGCAGAUUGAUUCAUAAACGGUAUACAGUUGCA
Messenger RNA from Phycodurus eques (leafy seadragon), 1163 nucleotides. RefSeq names its product prefoldin subunit 2 (gene pfdn2). The coding region runs from base 443 to 880 and encodes 145 amino acids. Gene Ontology annotation, molecular function: protein folding chaperone. The record is from RefSeq and is a predicted model, not a curated record. Gene Ontology annotation, biological process: protein folding. The transcript has 6 exons. Gene Ontology annotation, cellular component: cytoplasm; prefoldin complex. Lineage: Eukaryota; Metazoa; Chordata; Actinopteri; Syngnathiformes; Syngnathidae.